Camelus dromedarius (Arabian camel) is the source of this 5517-nucleotide messenger RNA. RefSeq names its product ZFP64 zinc finger protein (gene ZFP64). The transcript has 9 exons. The record is from RefSeq and is a predicted model, not a curated record. Gene Ontology annotation, cellular component: nucleus. Lineage: Eukaryota; Metazoa; Chordata; Mammalia; Artiodactyla; Camelidae. Bases 153 to 2090 code for a protein of 645 amino acids. Gene Ontology annotation, biological process: positive regulation of transcription by RNA polymerase II.
GCUUGCUUUACAUCCGUCCUCCCCGCCUCGCAGAGUUGGGAGAAGGAAGGCUGGGGGGUGUGGAAAAAUAAAAGGAAAAGUCCUUGCACCAUGUAGACCCGCGCCCCCUACCCUGGCACCCCGGCCGGCCGGGGACCUCCCAGUCUGCGGCCAUGAACGCGAGCAGCGAGGGCGAGAGCUUUCCGGGCUCGGUGCAAAUUCCAGGUGGCACAACAGUGCUGGUUGAGCUGACUCCCGACAUCCACAUCUGUGGCAUCUGCAAGCAGCAGUUUAACAACCUGGACACCUUUGUCGCUCACAAGCAAAGUGGCUGCCAGCUGACCAGCACGGCCGGGGCAGUGCCUAGCACCGUCCAGUUUGUAUCAGAGGAAACGGUGCCUGCCACCCAGACGCAGACCACCACACGAACCAUCACCUCGGAGACCCAGACGAUCACAGUUUCAGCUCCAGAAUUUGUUUUUGAACAUGGCUAUCAAACGUAUCUGCCCACAGAAAGCAAUGAAAACCAGACAGCCACUGUCAUCUCUCUCCCUGCCAAGUCACGUGCCAAAAAGCCCACGGUCCCACCUGCUCAGAAGAGGCUUAACUGUUGCUAUCCAGGUUGCCAAUUCAAGACUGCCUACGGCAUGAAGGACAUGGAACGUCAUUUAAAAAUUCACACGGGAGACAAACCCCACAAGUGUGAAGUCUGUGGCAAGUGCUUCAGCCGGAAGGACAAGCUGAAGACCCACAUGCGGUGCCACACAGGCGUGAAGCCCUACAAGUGCAAGACGUGUGACUAUGCUGCCGCCGACAGCAGCAGCCUCAACAAGCACCUGCGGAUACACUCGGACGAGCGGCCGUUCAAGUGCCAGAUCUGCCCCUACGCCAGCCGCAACUCCAGCCAGCUCACCGUCCACCUCCGAUCCCACACAGCUGCAGAACUAGAUAACGAGGUUCCAAAGCCACCUUGUCCCUCCACUGACAGCAGUGACACCCAGAAAGCCCCUGUAACUGCUCUUCCUUCAGAGUCAAAGGAACAAACGGCCACCCUUGGGGAGAGGACGUUCAACUGUUGCUAUCCAGGUUGCCAUUUCAAAACUGUUCACGGCAUGAAAGAUUUAGACCGCCAUCUACGAAUCCACACGGGGGACAAACCACACAAGUGUGAGUUCUGUGAUAAGUGCUUCAGUCGGAAGGACAACCUGACCAUGCACAUGCGGUGCCACACCAGUGUGAAGCCCCACAAGUGUCACCUGUGUGACUAUGCUGCCGUGGACAGCAGCAGCCUCAAGAAGCACCUGCGGAUACACUCGGAUGAGCGGCCGUACAAAUGCCAGCUCUGCCCCUAUGCCAGCCGCAACUCCAGCCAGCUCACCGUCCACCUCCGAUCCCACACAGGGGACACCCCCUUCCAGUGCUGGCUCUGUAGCGCCAAGUUCAAAAUCAGCUCGGACUUGAAAAGGCACAUGAUCGUGCACUCGGGGGAGAAGCCUUUCAAGUGCGAGUUCUGUGACGUCCGCUGCACCAUGAAGGCGAACCUCAAGUCGCACAUCCGCAUCAAGCACACCUUCAAGUGCCUGCACUGCGCCUUCCAGGGCCGGGACCGGGCCGACCUCCUGGAGCACAGCCGGCUGCACCAGGCCGACCACCCCGAGAAGUGUCCCGAGUGCAGCUACUCCUGCUCCAGCGCGGCCGCCCUGCGUGUGCACAGCCGGGUCCACUGCAAGGACCGCCCCUUCAAGUGCGACUUCUGCAGCUUCGACACCAAGCGGCCCAGCAGCCUGGCCAAGCACAUCGACAAGGUGCACAGGGACGAGGCCAAAACGGAGAACCGGGCCCCGCUGGGCAGGGAAGGGCCCCGGGAGAGCAGCGCGCAGCACGUGGCCAAGAUCGUGACCCAGAGGGCCUUCCGCUGCGAGACCUGCGGCGCCUCCUUCGUCAGGGACGACUCUCUGCGGUGCCACAAGAAGCAGCACAGUGACCACAAUGAGAGCAAGAACUCGGAUUUGGUCACCUUCCCGCCCGAAAGCAGUGCCUCGGGGCAGCUGGGCACCCUGGUCUCCGUCGGGCAGCUCGAGACGUCCCUGGAGCCCAGCCAGUGCCUCUAGUUCUGCCCAAGAGGGUGGUCAGCUGUCCAGAUGUCCAGGUGCCCCUGCCCAGCCCUCUGCGGUCAGGCCAUCAAGCCAGACUUGUAUCACUAGCUCCGGAGACGCCUGCUUCAACCUCACAGGCCCACAGAGGCGACGGCUGCAGUCCCCGUGGCAUGAGGGCAGGUGCCACGGAGACCCCUCUCCACGUGGCUGUCUUCCCUCCGAGAAUCGUCCAGGCAGGUUGACUCGGCUCCGAGGUGUGGGUCCAUCGAGCACUGCUCUAUCCAAUAGGGAUAGCGUCUUCACAAUGGAUUCCAGUUCUAAAACUGAUCCAUCUCCGAUGGAAUUAUGAAACUCAUUAGCCUGACCACAUGGGAAAACUGAAACUACACUGAUCUGUAGAAGGUUAAGGUGGUGGCAGGGUAGGUGGAGGGCCUGGGGUAGCCAGAAAAUUUUGAUUUCUUAACCUGGGUGAUGGUUUAUCAGAGUAAUUCGCCUUAUACAUUUUUGUGUGGUUCCUUCCGUCUGUUGUCUUACAAUAAAAAUGCAAACUCAUCUGUAGAAUGAGGGACACUCCAUUUUUAUGUUCUCCCGUAGACAGGUUACAGUGUGGGGUUCUCCAGUGCCACCCCGCCCACCUCCCAUCCCUUCCCCUGAGUAAUUUCGUUGUAAAUGCACGUGGGAUUUCUCACUGUCUUAGCGCUGCGGUGAAGAGAAACGCAGUUUGGUCUGUAGGUGGCACCAAAGAUCAAGCUGACCCCAGCUCAGCCUGUAAUUGUGUGUUGUGAAAUUCAGAAUUUCUGUGCUUGUGUUUCUAAAAGAGAUGAGGGGCCCACUGGGUCCUGGACUUAGUUCUGGGACGUGUGAUGUGUGGGAAAGCCUGAGACAAGGGUCUUUCAUCACCGUAAGCGCUUGGUGUUUGCUGAACCAACAAGCAGGUGAAAACCCAAAUUUCUUGUAAAUGGACAUUUUAUUUGACCAAAGCUUAAGAGGCUGUGGAAUGACAGUUUAUGCAAAGUUCCUUUCUUCAAAUACAGCCUUUGUUUAAUACAAAUUCUCGUGUGCCCUUGUCAACCUAAACAUCCCUGCUUUUAAAACAUUGAAUAGAUUUCAUUGUUUUUGGUAAACUGGGAAAAAGGAUGUGAAAACAACUCUGUUACUGGUUUAUAUGGGGGCUGUUUCACUUAGGACAUAGCUUACUUUAGAAAUUGUGUUUGAACAAAUUGGAUUCCACGGAAGGGUGGCAUCAGGAGAGUGAUAACGCAGUUUUGAAUCUUUGCUGUAAGAGGGAAAGAUGGAGUUGAGGGUGGAGAUCCAUGAUAGAAGGAAUCAUUUCUUUGCGUUGGAGUUAUUUUUGGUUGUUCGGAAGGGUUUGGCUGGGGAAUGCUGGUGCAUCUUACAGUCUGUUGUCACCUUUGUGCCAUUUGUCAUGAGCUAUCAAUGUUUCUGUUCUAGGAACAGAAGGGCUGUUGACCUUUCUAGUGGAAACCCAUAGAUCGAAAUCGUACAGACAUUUCUUGUACUUCCUGGUGGUGUAGCUCUUUCGACAAAGAGGAAAAAUAGCCUUUUUGGAAAGCGUUUUUCACAACUGUGUGGGCGUCUAGGGUCUUGGGUCCACCCUGGUAUCAGCUAGUAAAUGUGGAUACCCCGUAGGGCAGAGGUCAGCAAAAAGUUCUGGACUAGAUAGUAAAUAUUUGAGGCAUCGUGGAGCCAGAAGGUCUCUUUUGUGACUGCACCAGAGCAGCCAGAUGGUGAGAAAAAGAAUCCACGUGUCUGUGUUCCAAGAAAACUUUGUAAAGUAAUUCAGGAAGUGGGAGAGCGACCUGGCUAACCCUGCUAGGGUGAGACUUAAAAUACACAGCUAAUCUCCAAAUAAAACUGGGAAACAGCCAUAGGGGUGCAGAGGCCGCUGACGGGGUGCAGAGCUGGGGGGGCCAAGUUUCUAUACCCACCUCCGUUUUGUAAGGUUGAUAUGGAUCUGAAAGGAAAAAAUGAUUAAUGGGUAUGUUUAUAGUUUGACUUCACCUGGAACCGGGGGUUGGCGAACUUUUUCAGUAAAGGGCCACUUAGUAAAUAUUUUGGGCUUUACUGGCCUUAGUGUCUCUCGAAACCAUUCAGCUCUGUUCACCUCUGUAACACAAUCACUCAAUCCGCCGUCGUCCCUGAAGCAGCCGUGGUAACAGGUAAGUGAAUGGGUACAGCGUUGUGGCAAUAAAGCUUUAUUUACAAAAAACAGGCCAUGAUUUGGAGGGCCUUCUCUUGCUGACUCCUGAGCUGGGUUGUUCGAGUGCAAGCAGCAGGGUAAUGGAUGAUGGGUAAAAACAUGGGAGAAAUACUCAGAAUGCCGACUUUCCCAGGGUCCCUUCAAGGAAGGUACAGCUUCAUGCCAGAGACAGAUGAGUUCCAGAUUAGGCUCUGGGAUGGGCUGAGUCCUUUUGAUCCAUACUCAGUGCAGCUAUAAAAUCUCCAGCGAAGAGUCCAGAAAUCAAGGUGGCAUCCUCUUGCUCUCCUCCGCCCAAGGUUUCUUUCUGCCUUCCAAAGCUGUACAACACAGAUUUUGUGUUUGUCCACACAUUCAAUUUCUUAAAGAAAAAGGAUGAGCCUCAAUUCCUGUUGCCAUGGUGAUGUGAGUCCUUACUCUGAGCCACGCACUGGACUAAGAACUUGACCUGUGUUAACUCAUCUCCUUCUCCCAGGUGCCAACCAGAGCUGGAACUGGGGCAAGACUGAGGAGGCCUAGUCACCAAAAACUUGGUCAUCACAUAUUCUAAAGCAUAAGGCACAAUCUUUUCAAUUGGCAAAGUAUGGCCCACAGGUCAGCUGCUUUGCUUUUGUAAAUAAAGUUUUAUUAGAAGUUGGCCUGGGAAUUAAGGCAGGGCUGUACAGGGGCAGACUUGGUCCUAUCUUUAAGAUUCUGAUGUUUUUGUUCAUAGUGGAUUUUGUUGCCUUUCGUUUGGUUUUCAGAAAAGUUGCAUUAAAAUAUUGACUUUGAUCAGUGAGAUUUUGGACGUCACUUUGUACUUGCACCAGAGAGGACGGCCUCAGCCACCUCACCCUAGUCCCUGCCUCUUGUUCAGAUACAGAACCUGAAGCACAAAGGUGAAGCAACUUCUAGAACAGAGUUGGGUUUUGGCCCCAGGCAGUGUAGAUCCAAAGCCCACGAUUUUAACCAAAGUGCUAGACUGGGUCUCCCAUAAAAAAACAAAUCUUUCGUUAGAGUAAUAAGCUGAUCUCAGUGGGGUGAAGAGAGAACAAUCCAGAAGGAGCCUUCUCCUGUUAAAAGGUGAUGGGGUCGAGGAGGGAGGAGAUGAGAGUAGCCCUGCCUCGGGCACUACUAUCAGGCUGAAGAUUUUACCUCAGAUUCUUGGUUUGCUCGUCUGUAAAAUGGGCCAUUUCGGGCAUUUGGCUUAAGGAUAAAAUCAGCUGGUUUAACACAAAACAAAAA